Neopelma chrysocephalum (saffron-crested tyrant-manakin) is the source of this 4978-nucleotide messenger RNA. RefSeq names its product ABI family member 3 binding protein (gene ABI3BP). The transcript has 43 exons. The coding region runs from base 95 to 3856 and encodes 1253 amino acids. Gene Ontology annotation, biological process: positive regulation of cell-substrate adhesion; extracellular matrix organization. Gene Ontology annotation, molecular function: protein binding. The record is from RefSeq and is a predicted model, not a curated record. Lineage: Eukaryota; Metazoa; Chordata; Aves; Passeriformes; Pipridae.
UGUCACAGAGAGAACAGUUCACUUAAAUGCAGCUGCAGUAUUUUUGUGUGAUACCUGUCAGAAUCAUUCCCAGUGCGAGUUUGGGUUUGUGACCAUGAUGUCAAGAUUUGUCUGUCUUCUUUUCUGUGGAUAUAUUGCACUAAACCUGGGAAAUGCUCAGAAAUUGCCAAGAGUGAAAAGGCAGAGUCUGAAGGUUCAGAUCAAUGCAACAGAUGACACCGUUUGCAUGAGAUAUCUCCGACCAAGUCAAAACACCAAACUAGAAGGUUUUGUCCUGGGUUAUGGAAGCAACUUCUUUUCUAAUCAGUACAUUCCUUUACCUUCAGAAGGAAAAAACUCUGUAACAGAACUUGAUGCAGAGCCACGGUAUUUGGUUUCAGUAAGACCAGCACGUGUUUCAAAUAACAAGAAAUCUUGUUCAGGUCGGACCAAGACACAAAAGCCUCUGCAGCUGGUAGUUGGCACUCUCACCCCAACCUCUGUGUUUCUCUCUUGGGGCAUCCUAGUCAACCCUCAACAUGACUGGACAGCAACUAGUAACUGUGCUAGUGACAGGUUCUAUACAGUUCGCUACAGAGAAAAGGGUAAAGACAAGAAAUGGGUUUUUCAGCUCUGCCCAGUUACGGAAACUGUGAUUGACAAUUUGAAGCCAAACACACAGUAUGAAUUUGGAGUUAAAGACAAUGUAGAGGAUAGUAUUUGGAGCAAGACUUUCAAUCAUAAGACAGUUCUCUCUAAUAAAAAAGUAAAUGGGCAAUUCCAGAAUAUGUACAAGUUGGUACCCAAUUCCCAAACACAGCUUAUACUGAGUGAUAAUAAGAAGCUGGUCCCAGUCACAAUAAUCAAACAAGUUAUUCAAAAUCGGACGCAGUCAAAAACACCAGACAGUUCUUCUCUCCCAGGAGCAAUAUUAGUGCACCUUAUUGUUCCAGGCCUGAAUGAAAGUCAGCAGAAACUUUCUCCUCUCCUUACAAUAGAUGGCUUAUCUCCAGCAUCCAGGAAAAAACUGGCUCAGAAUGAAACUGGAGUAUGGCCUGCUGAAUCCAAAACACCAGAAGUUCAAGAAAUCUCCCCACAGUCCCUUCCAGCUACAAGUUCAGCUGACCUGGAAAAAUCUAUGCCUUCACUUUCCAGAACACCUCAUGUGUUAACAACAACUACGGCUUUCAGUGGUAUUCAGCCUGUUUUUUCAAGCCCUGUGACACCUAGUAAGCCUGAAAUACCAGGUCCUGGACCAGCAGCAACAAUUGAAUCCAUUCUGGAAUCUUUCACACCUAAAACUUCUCGUCCUUUUCAAUGGCCAAGUGUAACAUUAGCUCCAAAAGAAAUACCACUUAUUCCUUCUAAACUGAAACCAUCUGCUACCCCAGAAGUACAGCAUGUGAAACCUGCUCCUAAACCACCACUUUUGGAGCCUAAAACUUCUCAGACUGUUGAGCAACCAAGAGCAACACUAGCUCCUAAAGAAGCAAAACUCACACCUUCUGCAUCUAAACCCAGACCAUCUACCAGACCCAAAAAGCCACGAACUAAACCUGCAGCAACCAUUCCAAUGUCAGUCACUACUAGGAGUCCCUACACAUAUGAACGUCCAAAGACUGCAGAGGUCUUGGAUUCUAUUACACUUAGAACUGAACCACCAAGGCCAACGAUAGCUCCAAGGGAGACUCCACGUGUUCCUUCUAAACCUAAAACUUCACCCAAACCUCAUAUCCCACAAGCCAAAGAUGUCCUGGAAUCCAUAACAUUUAGAACUGAUCAACUAAAACCAACAAUAGUCCCUAGGGAACCACACCAUGUUCCUUCCAAACCCCGAACAUCACCAAGCUCAGAGAUGUCACAACCAAAACCUGCUCCUAAAGAUACACGUCCAGGGCCUUCCAAAUCUAAAACUUCACCCAGUCCACGUGUUCCUCCAACUAGAGCAAGUCCAAAAGAAAGUCGACGAGUCCCUUCGAAGCCCAGGGCAUCACCAAGUCCAGAUGUACCACACACAAAACCUGCUUCUAAAGAACCACAAUAUAUUCCCUUUAAACCUAAAGCAACCCCCAUCCCAGAUGCUCCACGCAGGAAGCCUGAAAUCUUUCCAACUUUUGGUGAACCAGAUACUACUAUGAUUCCUCGUAUUCCUGAAAGAACAAAGGCAACAUUGGCUCCAACUGAAAAACAGUUCAUUCAUACCAAACCAAAAACAACUGAAAAACCAAGAGUGCCUCACACCAAACCUGCAAUACGUCAGACAACUCCACAACCAAUUAUUACAAAAUCUUCUACUACCACUGGGCAUUCAAGGGCAACAAUGGCUCCAAAAGAAACACUGCUCAUUCCUUCCAAACCCAAAACAUCUGUCUGGCCAGAAGUACCACAAACUAAACCUGCUCCAAGGGCAACACACCUGGGAUCAAUUAACCUUGUAACAGUUCAUGUUGUUGAUGGGUCCAAAAUACCUUUGGUUCCCAAUGAAACAUACCACAUUUCACCCAAGCCAAAAAUUGCUCAAGCAACUGAAAUUCCAUGGUUCAAUACAGCACCUCAUAAAACACGUCUCACCUCUGCAAGACCAAAGCCAUCGGAUAAAUCACAGACUAGACCUGUUUUUAGUAAAACCACACAAGCACCAGCCAGAACAAAAGCACCUGGACUGCCACAGUGGAUUGUGCCAACAACAGGUGAUAUGUACAUACCUGAGGAUAUUACUGGGCAAGUUGCUGUGGAUGUAAAAAAACCUUGGGAAUAUAUUGAUACCUGGGAAAAGCCUAUUUCUGUAACUACACCACCUGGCCCUCAGCGCCCUCCUAUACUUCCUGCCAAGCCUACACAAAUGAGAAGAAAACCUCUGCCUCCAAACACCGUGACUGGUAAACCCGGGAUUCCAGCUAAGCCUGCUGGACCAACACUGCCUGUGAGGACAGGAACGUCAUAUAGGACACCAACAGCUUUUGCAACUCCAGAGUAUUAUGUUGAUGAAACUGUCUUCAGCUCAAGUCCUACAUCAGAAACAGAUUCUUCAGGCAAACCAAGGUACCAAGCUCCCCAUGUGAAGUACAUGAAGAAAGACGAUGAUGUGCCUUGCUCUAUCACAAGCUCUCUUGAACAUUUUCCUCAAGAAGAAGGUGGAAGCAAGGAAGAACCCACUCGUCCUCCACAAAAUCCUCCAACCAAUCUCACAGUGGUGACUGUUGAGGGCUGUCCAACCUUUGUCAUAUUGGACUGGGAAAAACCAGACAAUGACACUGUUACAGAGUAUGAGGUUGUGUCAACUGAAAAUGGAGGAAGUGAUGGUGAAAAGGAGAAAUCAAUUAUCACUACAAAUCAAACCCAUUCUACUGUGGAAAACCUAAAACCUGACACAAGUUAUGAAUUCCACGUGAAACCUAGAAACCCUCUUGGUGAAGGUCCAAGCAGCAAUGUUGUGUCAUUCAGUACUGAAUCAGCGGACCCAAGAGUGAGCGAGCCAAUUUCAAUGGGAAAAGAUGCUAUCUGGACUGAAAUCCCAUUCAAUUCAGACACAUAUUCAGAAUGCAAAGGCAAACAAUACGUCAAGAGGACGUGGUAUAAGAAGUUUGUAGGUGUGCAGCUGUGCAAUUCUUUGAGAUACAAAAUAUACCUCAGUGAUUCACUUACAGGAAAAUUUUAUAACAUAGGAGACCAGAGGGGCCAUGGAGAAGAUCACUGCCAAUUUGUAGACUCAUUCUUAGAUGGAAGGACAGGACAGCAAGAAGAUCUACCAGUCAAAGAUGGAUUUUUCAGGGCAGUUCGUCAGGAACCUGUCAAAUUUGGAAAAAUAGGUGGGGAGACUCAAAUUAACUACGUCCGCUGGUACGAGUGUGGCACAUCAAUCCCUGGGAAGUGGUAGAUGCGACAUGAAGUUGGUGAAGAUGUGCCACUCCCACCCCACUGCCCAGCGCAGGCUCGAGGACGGCAAUGCUUACGGUGUGCCUGGCACUUCAGUGCCUGCUCAUGUGCCAGGGUUUAUACAAGUCUCAUGCCAAUACUGCAUUCAUUGUGUAAUAGCGUAGGCUGCUUACUGUAGUUAUCCAGUUUUACAAAUUUGUUUUUAGAUUAAAAACACAAACAGGCUAGGGACAUGUUGUAGGAUAAUGUAUAGGGAAGCUGGCUCCCUAUUCUUGAGGUAUGGUUUAUAUGGUAUUUUAAAAGAUACGGUGUGUCUAUUAUUUAUCGUGAUGUUGUAAUAAAUGUUUAAGGCACAGAUAUGGCAGAGUUGGUCACGGAAUGCAAUGUACGUUAGUUUUUAAAUAUUCCCUGGUCUUCUUGUAAUGCAAGUGCCAUAAGCUACCUGUCCAGAUCCAUCUGUAAUGUCUCCCAGUCAUAAAUUAUAGAAAAGAUUCUACAGUUUUUAAUAUCCUGCAGCCAGUAAACUUGAAGCACUUUCUUCUUACACGUACAGUUUAUACUCCUGCCAAAAUGCCGAGGUAGGUUGCUAUAUGUGCAGCUUUAAAUUAUCAAAUUAGCAUGGGGGGGCAUCUGUUUGUUUUCAAAUGCUUCAACUCCAGCAAAAGCCAUGUUUGACCUGUCAUUAUGGAGUCAGAGCUGCUGCCCAUGAGCGUGGCAGUGGCUGGCGGGUGGGUUUGGUUUUCUCUAAUUAAAGUGGACAGGUACAUACAUACAUGGAAUGAAACAAUGAAACUUGGCUUCCACAGCUGGGGUUUUGCAUGAAAAUGUAGUCUUCAGACACUGAGACUUACUGGUUCAAAAGCCAAAUGUAUGUACUAUGCAGGGGAACUUGGAAAGACAAAUGAGAGGAAAAAAAUAAGCUAGUUAUAACAGCAUGAUCAGGUUUAUUUUAUUUAAGAAGAAAAAUUGUGAUCUAAAACAUUUUUCAUUGGGGACGAAGGGGAAAUAAUGAUAACUGAACUUUAAAACUGCUUUACAGUUACUUUGAUUAAAACCUCUCCCAAAGCUACUUGUUGUACUGCUUGAACAUUUAUGAACUAAAUAAAGAGAUGUAGGUUUUUUU